AUCGGAUUAUAUACUAAAGUGAUUUAACUGACCGUUUAAGGGAUUAUUAAUUAAGGCUAUCCAAAUCCAAUCGGACUAGAAAGUGUAAAAGUGACAGACUGAGUAUUUAAACAAUUCGAAGUUUUUAGUUUGGUUGACAGUGGAUUUAGGCAUGGUGCGUGCAAUUCGGUAGUGUAGGUUAAAGAUGAGUGCUAAAAUGUUUGUGGUUUUACUCAAGAUUGGUUGUUUACUGGUCGGCAUCGUUUCGGCAUUUAAUUUUGAAAAUGGUGGAGAGUGUCGCACUGCCUUGGGCAUGGAGGAGGGCAGGAUUCCAGACCACGCGAUCUCUGCUAGCUCAUCGUAUGAGGCCAAAAGUGUGGGACCACAAAAUGCAAGGAUAAGGCAGGAAAAGAACGGUGGAGCUUGGUGCCCCAAGGCGCAGAUAAGCAGCGAGGUGCGCGAGUACCUCGAGGUGGACCUGCAGAAGAACCACCUGAUGACGUGGACCGAGACCCAGGGCCGUUUCGGAAACGGUCAGGGCCAGGAAUACGCUGAAGCCUUUUUGGUCGAGUACUGGCGACCCAGUCUCAACCAAUGGGUCACCUACAAAGAUUCAAGAGGAGAAAAAGUUUUAACUGGAAACAGCAAUACUUACCUUGUAGUAAGGCAACGCCUAGAACUGCCUUUUGUAGCUAGCAAAGUCAGGUUUAUACCAUACAGCGAACAUCCAAGAACAGUUUGCAUGAGGGUGGAACUAUAUGGGUGCGCAUGGGAACAAAACAUGAUUAAAUACGACGUGCCACGUGGUGAAGCCCGCGAACCGGACAUAGAUCUAGAAGACGUCAGCUACGACGGCAUCCUAGAUGGUAAUUACAUGAAAGGCGGUCUAGGCCAACUAGUGGACGGUCUAUAUGGUGAUGACGACUACCAAAGACAAUUGCAAGGGGAAAAUUCAGGAAGUCGAUGGGUCGGUUGGAAUAAUGACACCAGGGAUGGAGAACCCUUGGAAAUAAUUUUUGAAUUUGACGCCAUCAGGGAAUUUACAGCAGUCCAUCUUCAUGCUAACAACAUGUUUACUAGAGGAGUACAGAUUUUUACACUAUGCGAAGUUUGGUUCAGUCUGGAUGGCGAGCGGUAUCAACCUUCGCCUGUCAUAGCGGUCAUUCCGGUGGACCGAACCAGGGAAUCGGCUAGAAACAUCACCGUUCAGUUGAGAGGCAGGCCUGCCAAAUUUAUAAAACUACGACUAACGUUCCCCGACAAAUGGAUCCUGCUCAGCGAGAUAUCCUUUGAAACUGCUUCCCUGACAAACAACUUAACCGAAGACGUUCUGGAUAAAUACUACCUUCUCCCCGAAAUAAUAGCUUCGACCACUUCACCAGUUCAAAAAGGCGAAACAACCCACGCCCGAAAAGAAGUGACGCCCGCUAGCAGCCCCACCAGCAGCGCCCAGGCUUACAUAGGCCUCAUUACGGGAGUAUUAGCAAUGGUGGUGCUGUUACUAGCAUGCACGGUGUUCCUCAUGAUUCGUAGAGGAAGAAAGAAGGUGGCGUUGCUCCACAAACACACCGCAUUGGUGUCUAGCAGCACCAAGCCUACCACGAUAAACAUGAAGGACUUGAAGCACAUCACGACGCCCAUCAUAAACAACGGUUUAUCGAGAUCCAGGCUGUCGGUGAAGAGCAAAGGCAAUACCUUGGGUACUGUGGACAUGAAGAAACAGAAAAAAUGCAAUUUAUACGGACACGUGGCUGGGGAGGAGUCGGACAGCGAAAAUUCAUCGGUGUAUCACGAACCUUACAAACUACUUCCGAAUGGCAAGCAAGAGUACGGAUGUUUGUUGAAGAAAGACGGUGUAACUUCGAGCAAAAGUGGCGAAUAUACAGAUUUCACGAGCGUCAACAGUUUCCAAGACGAGCUGAAAUUCACGUCGCCCUCGUUCUACAACCUGACGCCGCCGCCGCCGCCCACAUCCAGGCCGCCGCCCACCUACGACCCGCAAAACUACCAGACGCCGAACAACGUGGUGUCCAACGGCGGCGGGCCCAAGCCCAACGAGAACUACUACGCCGCCACCGAUAUCAUCAAAGGCGAACGCAGAGAGCAGCACUUCACCCCCGGCCGAUUCACUCCCAUUAAGCUGCCCGAAGGCCCGCCACUGGAAGGAGUCGCCCACCUACUGGAUUUUCCGCGGCACAGGCUUCGGCUGCUCGAAAAGCUUGGCGAAGGGGACUUCGGAAUGGUGCAUUUAUGCGAAGCUGAAGGCCUCCCAGAUUUCAACGGUGGAUCAUCUUUCCAUAAAAAACAAAUCGUGAUUGUGAAAAGUUUAUGGCGAGGUUGUGGAGAUGCCAAAAGGCACGAGUUCCUGCGGGAGACCAGCUGGCUGGCGGGUCUCAGGGACCCGAACUUGGCCCGCGUGGUCGGGCUGUGCAGCCAGGACGAGCCCAUGUGCGCACUGUUGGAGCACUCGGAGCCCGGGGAUCUGCCCCGCUUUUUGGCGCAGAGGGCCGAUCCCGAGGAAGGCAACAAGCUUUCGCCGCCUAUUAGUUAUGGAUGUCUAAUAUACGUAGCAACACAAGUAGCAUCUGGAAUGAAAUACUUAGAAUCUUUAGACUUGGUGCAUAGAGACUUAGCUGCUAGAAAUUGUGUAAUAGAUAAAAGCUUUACCGUAAAAGUGUCAGACCAUGCAAUGUACUGCAACCAAUAUGAUCAGGACUACUACAUUAGUGAUACGAAAGCUAGACUGCCAAUCCGCUGGAUGUCAUGGGAAAACCUACUAUUGGGUCGACAAUCCACGAAAAGCGACGUAUGGGCGUUCGCCGUGACCCUCUGGGAGAUCCUGAUGCUCUGCACGCAGCAGCCUUACGCAGAACUCACCAGCGAACAGGUGGUCGAAAACUGCAACCACUGGUACCAAAACGACGGCUGCCAGCGUUACCUGCCCAGACCGCCGGUGUGCCCGCGAGAAAUCUACGACUUGAUGGGCGAGUGCUGGAAGAGGAACGCGUCCGACCGGCCGCGGUUCGCCGAGAUUCACCUGUUUCUGCAGCGCAAAAACCUAGGCUACAUGCCCAUACCGAAUCAGCAACAAGUCUAGACUGUUAACUCAUUUCGAUGUUUAUUUUAAAAGAUUUUAAUGUUUAAUAUAUUGCAAGGUAGAUUUAAGAGACUGUUAGGAAUAAUCACAUUUUUUACCAUUACGUACUUGACGGAUAAAGUACCCAUUAUUUAAUUUCCCAACUCGAUGUAAACCCAAUUGUGAUAUCGCGCAAACUUAUUGCGCAAAUUAAAUCAUAUCUUUCUAUCAAAUGUCUAAAAAUAUGUAAUUUACAGAAUAUCAACAACCAACACUUUUAAUUUAAUCCCGGCGCAUUCACCAUUUUUACAAUUUUCAAAAUUAUCAAAUUUCCAAAAUUUAAAGAUCCAAAAUUUACAUUUUAAUAAUUUUCUGAAUUCUAAAAAAAUAAUGGAUUCAAAUUAUAACGAAUAAUGGUUUACACAUUUACCUAUAAGCUGACAAAAAUCAAAAAUUCAUUUUAACGUUCAAAAUGUUAACAUUUUUAAUAUUUGAAUAGGUAUUUAAACUGUUUUAGAUUUUUUUAACAUUCCAACGUAUUUUAACAUUUGAAAC
Molecule: messenger RNA, 3610 nt
Organism: Brassicogethes aeneus
Lineage: Eukaryota; Metazoa; Arthropoda; Insecta; Coleoptera; Nitidulidae
Source: the annotation of a GenBank genome assembly